GAUCGUUCUCCCAUAAGCCAUGUCCACCCCAGUCCGACGUUCCCAAAGACGUCACAAAUUAGGUGGGGCAUGGCUUUCACCCAGAUAAUAUAUAUAGUCUGUUUCUGCUUUCUAUUACCCUAAAGUCUCUUCCCAUUCCCUCUACUAUCAACAUGGUUGUCGGCAUUAUUGAAAGUCGCUGUGUCCUUGUCCUUGGUGCUACGUCUGGAAUCGGGCGAAGUCUCGCUCUUGCGCUCCAUGACCUGCCAUCUAAGCCUACCGUCAUCGUAGGCGGUCGUCGCCAAGAGAGGCUGGACGAGUUGGCGAAGACCUCCGACAGAAUUAAGGGUGUACAGGUCGACGUGACCGCCGGUAGAGAAGCACUCAGGGGGUUCGUCAAAGACACUCUUGCCACUUAUCCAGAUUUGGAUGCAGUCAUAUUCUCGUCCGGUAUCCAGCUUGAGUUUGACUUCAAUCAUCCGGAGCAAGUCGACCUUGAUGCGCUUGAAAAUGAGCUUACUACCAACUACACUUCAAUUGUUACGCUCAUCACGCUCUUCCUGCCUCAUUUCCUGAAGUUGAAUGAACAAGGCCGCCCUUCUUUUAUCAUACCCGUCAGUUCUGCAUUGAGUAUUGUUCCAGCUCCAUGGGUCCCGAACUAUGCUGCGACGAAGGCGGCUAUACAUAGUUUAUCCAUUUCAUUGGGUGCCCAAUUCAGAGAAACAAACAUCCGUGUGUUGGAGGUCAUACCGCCCCUGGUUGAGUCAGAGCUGCAUGACCGUGAGUCUCAGCUCGAAUUUGAUGAUGUCCCAAGACUGAGUUCUUUCCUCAACAGAUCAGGGUACUACUCCUGCUUUAAGCAGGGUCUGGAUGCCCUUAUCUGAGUUCACAGAGAAAGCCAUGGCUGGGCUUGUCAAAGGCAAUUCUCAGAUUCCUGUUGGCUUUGCAGCUGCAAACUGGGAGGUGUUUGAGAAGGGAAAAGAGGAGAAAGCUCUUCAGAGUUACCAGCAUACCUUGCAAUUGCACAAAGAGUUAAAGUAGAAUAUUCCAGUUGUAUGAUACAAAAUUAAUAGGUGGAAAGCAAGCAAAUAGCAAGAUAGUACAGUUAUUCUAAAGGCCGGUUCAAUACAAUUACAACAAGAAAACAAGCAAUGAAUCCCAGA
Molecule: messenger RNA, 1142 nt
Organism: Somion occarium
Lineage: Eukaryota; Fungi; Basidiomycota; Agaricomycetes; Polyporales; Cerrenaceae
Source: the annotation of a GenBank genome assembly